AGUAUAUAUAUAUAUAUAUAUAUAUAUAUAUAUAUAUUUAAAAAUCAGAAGGUUGCAUAAACAUCAGAAUGGGAGGCAACGAUGGACCAAAGGAAAAGAGUGGCUGCAAGAGAUCACGUACCUAUUACAAGAAAUGUAUGUAUAAGAAACGUAAGAAAUGGAACUCCAUUGAUGUUGGGAUGCGAGGUUUUCUGGUGACAUGUAAUCGCAAUGAAAGUCAAGCUGUUAAGGAAAUGUAUAAUCUUCUCAAUGAAUACGCCGAUAUAUUAUAUGGACCUGAACAUACAGAGGUGACAUCAAAGAAUUUGGAAUCUAAUGAUGACAAAGAAGAUUCAGAAGAAUCAGCUGGUGAGAUUGAAGAUGAACUUGAACGAGAAGUGAAAGCCUUGAAAGACGAAAAACCUGCCGAACGGCGGUUCCAACAGGUGGACAGUGGCACAAAGAACUGUCUCUUCAUCAAGACUACUCUCGAGAAGCCAUGUGAAUUAAUUCAUCACAUUCUCAGUGAUAUUUACCAAAGUCAGGUCCAAAAGACUCGUUAUAGUCUUCGUGUCCUUCCAGUGAGUACCAUUUGUCGUAUCGAUUUGGCAGACAUCACAAAGGUAGCCACGGACCUCCUGGAUUCAUAUUUCUCCACACCUUUUGGAACAACAACAACAUAUGGCAUUUCAUUUAAGGCUCGUAUGACUGCUAGAGUGACCCGUGAUGAUGUAAUUCGGAAUAUCUGUCAGAUUAUUGAAGAGAUGAAUCCCUUGAAUAAGGUUAACUACAGUACACCAGACUUUAUUGUCAUUGUGGAGUUCCUGAAAGGAUUUUGCUGCCUAAGUGUUGUGAAAGAUUUCUACAAGUUCCGCAAGUACAAUCUACAGGAGACAGCCAGAGCACUGCAACGCCUGGCUGCAAAUCAAUGUGAAACCACAGAAGAACAACCAAAUGCUACAGCUCUAGCAGAGAGCACACCUGACACUAAUCUCAUUCAUGCCAGCACUCUUGCUAAAUCUGACUCUAAAAAUGAAUUAAGUGCUACCAUUGUCAAUUCCAAGGACAAGUUAAACACUAAUAGAUCUAACUGUACUGAAAUACAGAAUGAUUGUAAUCAGUCUAGUGAAAAAUCAGAAACAGAAACUGGUGAGAAAGUUUAGCAAGAACUGUUGUGAACUAGUUCCAUUGCUGGCAGCAGUGCAGAUCGGAUGAAUUUUAAGAACGUGUGCAGUCUUUUGAAAUCAACUCCCUAAGAUGUACUUUCCUGUUGUUUGUUUCAUUCAGUUCUAUUUAGUUGUAAAAAUAUCUGUUACCAUUUCUUUAAACCCUGCUGUUCUGUUGUUAUUUUUUAUAGGUUUUAUAGAAAUGGGACACAGGUAAAGAUAUGGCAAAAACUCCAGUAUAUUACUGGUAUUUAUUUUGACAAUCUUAAAUGGAGUGACAAGAGAAUCGGGUUAUUACUACUUUGGACCUUCACUUUUUGACAUAUAAUAAAUUGUGUAUGAAAGAUUAUUAAUAUAGAUAAACCCAUCAUCAAAGUAUCUGAUAUCUUACAAGAGAUAAGUAGACAGACAAGUAGUUAAAUAGAUAGAUAUACUGGAGACAAGUAGUUUAACACAGUAAUGAGUGAUUCCCUGCUUUACUUACAGUUAGAGAUGUGAUCACAGUAUGGUGUAAGUAAGAGGACGCAAACAGCUGUCUCACCUGCUUGUCUGAUAUGUUAUUGACCUGAUCAACCACUGUCCACUGCAAACUCUUUUCAGGAACCAAUUCCAAAGAUGUUUUUUGAUGCAAGAGUUUACUCCCAGACUGGAGUGUCUGAUCUUCUUCAGUCCAUCAGAAAAAAAGUGAAGCCUCAUUGGUUGAUCAGUGACCAACUCACUUUACAUGACAAGCUGGUCUGACUGCAGACAAAUGUUCUUUCAAAAACUAAAGAAACAAGGUUAGGAGGUGGCAUCUACAAACUGAACCAAGUUAUUCCAAUAUGAGUUACACACAAAUAUUUUAAUCUUUAAUUGGUAAAUCAUCAAUCAAAUUAAUUAAUUAAAGUGAGAAUGAGGCAGAAAAUGGUCAAGUUCUUGUUCCAAACCUCAUCUGAGCAUUUUUAUCCAUUGAGGGCCGUGAUGUUCUUUAAUUACCUUCAUUUCUGUUGACAAAAAAAAAUAACAGAGAAAUGUUUUAAAUACUGAAUAAUGUAAAAUGAAUGAAAUACAAAGGUUAUUUAUUAACUACAUAAUUGUGUGUGUAAACCUGAGCAGGAAGAAGGCUCCAGAGUUACCUGCUCCUGGGGAAAUAAGAUCAGUCAAAGAAUUUAGUAUAUUUUAUUAAUCCCAGGUAAAUUUGAUGAUAGCAGUGAGAUUUAGUUGCUAAACAACUAAUUACAUGGCCAUUGGUUCAAACCGUUCUACCAUUGUGUUGUACCUUUGGGCAAAGUAUAAUCUGGUUUGCACCUAGGUGGCACAACCACUUCUUAACAUCAGAAGUAGGACGAACAGGCUGGCAUGGAAAUGUGAAACAUCAGUAAAACAAAUCUUGUAUAUGUUUGUGUGAAACGUCAAAAAUCUAAUGUAGAUGAUUUUUGUGAUUACAUCUAUUUAAUUUCUUUAAUGUCCUACUUUAGUCUUUCGUUUUUGUCACUUUUGAAAAACCAUUGCUUCAUCAUCAUCAUCAUCAUCGUUUAAUGUCCUUCUUCCAUACUGGCUAGCCAGGCAGGAGCCUGCAUCAGACUUCUCUGUCUGUUUUGACACGGUUUUUAUGGCUGAUGCCCUUUAUAACACCAGCCACUGAGUGGCACCAGCACAGACGAGGUCAGUUUCAGCAUGGUUUUUACAGCUGGAUGCCCUUCCAGAUGCUAACCACUUUACUAUGUGGUACCAGCACUGGCAGAGUCACCAAGUAACUUGCAAGACAAGAAAUCUUUGAGAGGAGAAGAGGCAUUGGAGGAUGCAAUCUUGUGCCAGAUGAUGAACGGUUAGAGUAUGACAGACAAAAUGUCUUGCUGUAGAAGAGGUACAUGGCUACCCGGCCAGAGUUUGACAUAAUAUUCCUUAAGACAAACUUCACUCUCUCAGUUUAUCAGCCAUCUUCUCACAGUAGUCAGCUGACUCAUUGACUGUCUACUAUUAGAAUAAAGCUAGUAAACAGAGUAAGAGAGAGAAACAUUUGUAUGUAACAGUCAUUGUUCACUUACCGUGGUGGAGGAGCUUGCCAAGAGGUAUGUUUAAUCCUGUAUGGAAAUAAAUUGAAAGCAGUGAAAUUGUUUGGAAUGAAAUAAAACAAGAAUCAGAUUGGUGUUAAGUUUUGUGUUGGAUAGCCCCCACCAUCAUCUUUGCUGUGAUACAGUUGUAGCUCAUCAAUGUAAUCAUUCAGUAUUUCUAGUCAUUUCUCGUGAUGUGAGAUACAUGUUUGGCUAGUGAGCAUACAAUACUAUCCUGUUUAAUACCAACCCUACUAAUUAGACAGCUUUUACUCACCAGUGCAACUCUUACAAACACUCUUACCUCCCAAACUGCAAGCAGUGAUUUUAAUUCCUUGCUAAAAGAAUUUCUACUAAUUCUGUGGAAUCCACUUUCCCUUUAUUUUUCAAUCACAUGGCUUUCUAAGCCAUAUAUCUUAAUACAAAUCAUUCACAUUUGUAGCCCACUUUGCAUCUAACUCUACACAAUUGGUAAAUUUUCAAAACUAUCUCUCUCUCCAUUACACCAAGCUAAUCAUUUUCCUAUAUACACACCAAAUGUGGAAGAACAUUGGGUCACUUCAAAACAAUCAAACCAGAUCUUCACACUGUCUUGUCCAUUGUCUUCAAACAAUGCAACCCAAAGUUAACAGAUUUUCUACAGCUGGAUGCCCUUACUGUUACCAAUCCUCACCUGUUUCCAAGCAAGGUAAUAUCUCUUCAUAGUUGGACAUGAUUAUACACAACUGGAAAUGACGGUGACACUUGCUUACAACUAUUGAAUGAUGUUAAGACAAAGAGAUACAACAAACAAGCACACACUCAUGUAUGUAUAUAUACACAAACGGCAGGCUUCUUUCAGUUUACACCUACCAAACCUCACAAGGCUUUGGUCAGCUCAAGGUGAUAGCUAAAGACAUUUGCCCAAAGUGUUGUAUAUGUCUUCUACUUAGAUCUAAGAAUAGGGAGAGAACUUCUGACAUUUGUUUAAUAUAAAUCUUAGGGACAAAGAAGUAUUUAGACAAAUUAGAUGUAUUUCUUUUUUUUACCUCUAAAUGACUGUUAAAAUGUGGGAUUACUCUAGCUUCUAACACAAAAUGUAAUUUUUGGUUGUGAACUAAGGUAAACCAGCUUGAAAUUCUAUUACCUGUUUUGACUGGCUAUAUUAACUACAAUCAACCACACUGAAAAAUUAUUGUCGGGAUUGGAUAACCAAUAAAAUGCUUACUCCACU
Molecule: messenger RNA, 4391 nt
Organism: Octopus bimaculoides (California two-spot octopus)
Lineage: Eukaryota; Metazoa; Mollusca; Cephalopoda; Octopoda; Octopodidae
Product: THUMP domain-containing protein 1
Biological process (GO): tRNA modification
Molecular function (GO): RNA binding
Source: RefSeq, a predicted model, not a curated record